ACUAAGAAAUGUGAGAAGGCUAAUCGAGCAGCUAAUUAUAUGGUUAUCUAUUGUUUACAUUCUUUAAACAUAUUAAUGCAUAUGUAUAUUUAAAAGUAGCAUAUACAUAAUGAAAAAAGAAAGCCUAUAAUGAUAAAAGGAGAAAGUUUCCUGUUCAGCCGAUCACAUGGGUUGGAUCUUCAGCCGCAACAAGACAUGAAGCUCGUGAGGUGUCACUGGCUUUGCCUCCUUCUUCUGUCUUUCUGCCUGUUGAUAUGGUACAAUCAUAUGACCAGAUUUGGGUUUGUCAUCAAGCGGGGUCUUCGUGGUUACAUGAGGGUUCCAUCGAGCAGUUACGCGAGUUCAUAUUCGCUAAAGUUCCAUUGCGGAAGUUGUGCCAUAGUGUCCAGUUCAGGACAGAUGCUAGGUGGUGGGCGGGGUCAAGAGAUUGACAGACAGGAUUGCGUGAUUCGCAUGAACGCAGCGCCCACAGUGGGAUACGAGGCCGAUGUGGGGAGCAAGACCAGUCUGCGUGUCGUCUCGCACACCAGCGUGCCACACCUGGUACGCAAGCAGGGGUUUUUCUUCGAGAAAGAGGCGGACACUCGAUACGUCGUGUGGGGACCCGAGAUAAACAUGAGGCAGGAUGGAAAGGGAAAGGUUUUCAACAUGCUUGUGAAGCUGGCCAGGGCGUACCCUCAUACCCAAAUCUACUACGUUACUAGAGAAAAGGUUCAGUACUGUGAUGACGUGUUUCAAAAUGAAACUGGGAAAAACAGGAUGAAAUCAGGAGCAUACCUCAGUACUGGGUUUUUCACUUUGAUUUUAGCUAUGGAGGCGUGUGACAGUACUCUGGUUUAUGGCAUGAUUGACGGCUCUUAUUGCAGUCAACCCAACCGCUCAUCUGUACCGUACCACUACUAUGAGGUGUCCCGUCUGGACGAGUGUCGCAUGUACCACGCUCAUGAGCAUGCUAAAAGGGCUGGCCAUCGCUUUAUCACAGAGAAAGAGAUUUACAGACGCUGGGCAUCGCAGGGCAAACUGCACUUUAUUUAUCCAUCCUGGUGAACACGAACGCAUCAAGAAUGAAAGUUACAGGCAAAUAGAUAAUGUAACCAAAUAAACUUAUUCAUUCAUUCAUUCAUUUUUUUAGGGUUUAUGUGAAAUUUUAAAUAACUAUUUAUUUCCUAUAGCAGAAGUUUAUGCUAUUAUUUUACUUCUAGCGCUGUCAGCAUGAUUUUAACUCAUGCUCAUCUCACUUUACAUUUUGUGUGGUUACAUUUUUUUUAUAUAAGAAGCCUUUUGCGUUUCAAUGCUUUAUCAUAUUGUCGAUUGUGUCAAUUGAAUCGUUUGUCGAUCUGUUGUGCAUGUUAUUUGACAUCUGGGUUAUUUUAAUAGAAAACCACAUGAACCUCCUGAUCUAAUUUUAACGUUUAAACUUUGCGUUACUUAUAAAUAACAAUGUUAUUUGCAUAAUUAUGUAAUACUAUUGCUAGUCAAAUGGUAUUUUACUACAUUACAUCACAUGUUACUGCUUAUAAAACAUAAAGAACUGACUGCUGUCCCUCAAUGGAAACCAAGAGAUUUAAAGCUUUUUUUGCACUUAACAAUAAUACAUUAGUGCGUUUACAGAAUGCUAAUAUUCUUUCCCUAAAAUUAAGACUUCUGCUGUGAUCAAUGACAUAAUAAGUGCUGUUUAUGGUCCAAAAAAUACAAUUGAUGCUUAGAUGUUGCACAGUGAUAUCAAAUUUAUAAUCCGUUUUUUUUAAAAAGCCCACUUCAAAUCAAAUGACAUCAAAUGCCUUAUACUUUUGCUUAGGUUGCACUUUUUUAUUAAUUUCAAUAUUUUGCUUUUAGUGAGUGUUUAUAGAGAAAUUGCUGAAAUAUUUGCUGUGGUGUCAGUACUUUCAUGAUCGUUUGAAUAAUUAUUGAAUGUGUCCACUAUUUUAUCGUAUUUUUCUUGCCAUUGUCGCCUUGAGGAUUUGUAAGGCACUAUUCUUUAUGAAGCUGCUUUGAAACAAGAUAGAUUGGUGCAUUUUAAUCCCCUGCGGGGAAAUUUGUUUGCAGGAGCAUCUUAACAUUACCAUACAAUACAAAAAUAUAAACAUGUAAUAUGUAUACUGGAAGGUCUUUAACUGUAUUGUAAAAACCUAAAUACUGUACAUAUUUGCCUGAAACAUUUCAAGUCGAUGCUUUUUUCUGUUUAAUUUUAGUUUCUUAUUCAGGUGAAAUGAAAGGCUGUGGUGCUUUGUUUAUGUCUUAACGUUUCUGUAAGGCAACUGUUUUCAGUUACACUGACUAGAUUAUUUUUAAGCAUUUCAUGUGUUUACAGAUACUUCUCAUGCUUGUCUGUUGUUUUUCUCUGUAACAAAAAAACUACUAACGAAAAAAAAACUACUAAACUGUAAAUUAUAUGAUUUUUAAAUAAAUACAUAAUGAGGUCACA
Paramisgurnus dabryanus is the source of this 2425-nucleotide messenger RNA. It is a transcript of the gene st6galnac4, whose product is annotated as ST6 (alpha-N-acetyl-neuraminyl-2,3-beta-galactosyl-1,3)-N-acetylgalactosaminide alpha-2,6-sialyltransferase 4. Lineage: Eukaryota; Metazoa; Chordata; Actinopteri; Cypriniformes; Cobitidae. Gene Ontology annotation, biological process: ganglioside biosynthetic process; oligosaccharide metabolic process. Gene Ontology annotation, molecular function: alpha-N-acetylgalactosaminide alpha-2,6-sialyltransferase activity. The record is from RefSeq and is a predicted model, not a curated record.